ACCCAUCACCCUUUCGUUUCCUAUAUAUGUUUCCUUCUCUUUUCUUCUGCGCUUCUCCUUCUCCUUCUCCUUCUCCAUCUCCAUCUCCAUUUAUACGAAUUAAGAAGAAGCGGUCGCUGUGGAAAAGGGGAGAAAUAGAGGAGAUAACGAUGGAGAGGAGUGUACAACAGGUGGAGGAGCUCACCUCCGGCGCGAGCGGCCGCAUAAUUCCGGUUUGUAGGAACAUCCGCCGCUCCGUGCUCUCCCGCGCGGCGCUCGUCCGCUUCUUCGUCUUCGUCUACUCCAUCCUCCUAGGGUUCCUGCUCCUCCUCCGACGGAGCUCCAGGGCGGCGCCGCCGCUCUCGUCGCCGCGGCGGAAGGGGGCGGGAGGGGGUCGACGGAGGGGCUGGAGGGCCGCGGCGGCGGCGGCGGAGGAGGAGGACGUGAGGCGGCGGAGGGCGCUCGCGGAGGAGGUGCCCAUGGCCGAGUCGUCCGAUCUCGGCGGCGGCGGCGGGGGAGAGGGUGGGGGUUGGGGGCGCUGUAGGUGGGAGACCUUCGUGCUCGCGGGGCCGAGGAGGAACGCGCUCUUUUGCCGGUCGUGGGUCCCGGCCUCGGGCGACAUGAGGGGUAUUUUAUUGGUUAUACAUGGGCUCAAUGAGCAUAGUGGAAGAUAUGUACAUUUUGCAGAGCAGCUAACAUCAUGCCAAUUUGGAGUAUAUGCAAUGGAUUGGAUAGGCCAUGGUGGAAGCGAUGGAUUGCAUGGAUAUGUACCUUCAUUAGAUUAUGUUGUUGAAGACACAAUAAUGUUCCUGGAGAAAAUUAAGUUGGAGAAUCCUGGUGUUCCAUGUUUCCUCUUUGGCCAUUCUACCGGUGGAGCUGUUGUUGUGAAGGCGGCAUCCUAUCCUCAUAUUGAAGCCAUGAUAGAAGGAAUUAUACUCACCUCACCAGCAUUGCGAGUAAAGCCUGCUCAUCCUAUAGUUGGGGCUGUGGCACCAAUCUUUUCGCUUGUAGCCCCAAAGUUCCAAUUCAAGGGAGCGAACAAAAGGGGCAUUCCUGUUUCAAGGGACCCCGCAGCUAUGAUAGCCAAAUACACUGAUCCUUUGGUCUACACAGGUCCAAUUAGGGUUAGGACGGGCCAUGAGAUACUUCGCAUGUCAUCUUAUUUGCUGCAGAACAUUAAGUCCGUGACUGUCCCAUUCUUCGUCCUCCACGGAACGGCCGAUCGGGUGACUGACCCAUUGGCUUCUCAAGAUUUGUACAACGAGGCCCCAUCAACAUACAAGGAUAUAAGGCUCUAUGACGGCUUCUUACACGAUUUACUAUUCGAGCCAGAGCGAGAUGAAAUUGGCUUGGAUAUUAUAUACUGGAUGGAGAAGAAAUUGAAACAGCAAAGCUUAUGAAGUUUUUAAAUACUACCACACAUAUUUUGGCUCACGGCUUUUCGUGACAAAAUGCCUGGCAAAAGCAAGGGCAUAUUUCUUACUAGAUUAAAUAGAUUUAUCUCUGUGUGUAUUUGUCUGUUAUUUUAAAAUGUGAAAGGGAUUACGAUUUGUGUAAGAUUGGAAAUUAUGUAUUUGUAUAAAUGCUAGGAUGCAGUUUAGUUCAAAUGAACAGUAUAUUUCUGUGCUUGUGAUGUUCUACACCAAUAUAUAAGAGGAUUAAUGCCUUGUUCUGCUUUUA
This is a messenger RNA of Ananas comosus (pineapple), 1659 nucleotides long. RefSeq names its product monoacylglycerol lipase. The record is from RefSeq and is a predicted model, not a curated record. The transcript is spliced from 7 exons. Gene Ontology annotation, cellular component: membrane. Gene Ontology annotation, molecular function: lipase activity. The coding region runs from base 27 to 1379 and encodes 450 amino acids. NCBI's taxonomy places the organism in Eukaryota, Viridiplantae, Streptophyta, Magnoliopsida, Poales, Bromeliaceae.